CACACUUGACAUUUUAGCCAGACGACCUAGAAAAUUUUAAUCUUUGCAAUGACGUUUGUUUAAUAUUUUGCCAAAAGUCUUACAAACACAAUUUCGAAUACAACAAUUCCCAGUUUCGACGAAAUAAAUCUAUUUGCAAUGAAAUGUCGUUGCGUGGAAGGGUUCUGGAAAUAGCCGAGGUGUUGCUCAGGGUGCCACCAUUGUUUGUAAUCGACGAAAUUCUAAGUGCUGGCCAUGGCUACUACCAAGACCUUUUACCCAACCAGGAUCUAACAUAUUUUGUAGAAAAAAGUGGUAAAAUCGACAGUUCGAUCGCCAAUGCAACUUCGUUUUUCGAACUAAAUGCCCGAUUCUCAAAAUACUUCUUUAUAUCUGUGAUAAAGUUGCUGAUUGGAGCACUAGGAUGUAUCUCAGCAAUGUGCAUGUUCGUUCUGAACACCAAACACCUUAUGGUAGUCUACCUCUAUCUAAUGUCCGUUGGAUUGGUGAUGGCAUCAUACAUGACAAACAUGCGCACAGUCAAAACUGUCAUGACCCACGUAGACUACCCUAACGACACGACCGUCGCUCCUCUACAACAGUUUGUCUACAAUUUCGAUUUGAAACAGAUCCUACAGGAGCGAGGAUGGAUGUACCAGGUGAUCGAGAACUACGUCCUACAAACCGUUUUGGCUCUUAUUUUUAUUAGUAUACAUUUGGGACCGAGAUGGUCCAGUGUACAAAAAUUACUGUCGGUCUCGUUCCUAAUCCCGUCAUUUUUCUCAGUGCUACCAGUGUCCCAGAGUUUACUUAGGUAUAGUCCCAUAUUUUCCGCGCUAUUGCCUAUAUUUAUUAUAAAGUUUGUGUUGUGGUCCUCGUUUAUGGCCAUUUCGAAUUCGCUUUACUCAGGUUAUGUGCAAGCAAAGACCUUUAUAUCGAACUUCGGAGUUUCCGCUCUAGUCGAAAACGAAUGGCUCAGAUUAAACGUCCCGGAAGUACUUCGAACCUUUUGGGUGCUCAGAACCAUCGAACAUGCCGCCAUUUUUUAUGUGAGCGGCGAGUGGGAUAAUCCUCCCGUUGACGACAUUAACUCUCCAUAUUUUAGACUUAUGAAGUAUCUCCUGGUAACUGGUUGUGACACUUUAACAGCAGUACUGGGGCUAACUAGUGUAGUUAGUUAUAUAUGUAACUAUGUAGGCAAAUUCUUUCAAUGGGUAUUGCUUACAGAUGACGAAAAUGACAAAAACUUCGGUACAGUAUCGGCCAUAGUAUUCUAUAUACUGGCCCUACAAACCGGUCUGACAGGUUUAGAGCCUGAGAUUAGGUUUGUUCGGCUCUGUCGGAACUUUUGCCUCCUUUUCACCGCACUGUUGCACUUCACACACAACAUAGUGAAUCCUUUGCUCAUGAGCCUUAGUGCUUCACACAAUCCUUCUGUAAGAAGACACGUACACGCGCUUCUCGUAUGUGCGCUUUUGGUAUUUUUGUCUAUAAUGCUAAUGUAUUUGCUAUGGACGACCCAAGAAACUUCGACAUGGCUCCUAGCUGUUACAGCCUUUAGUAUCGAGGUUAUUGUAAAAGUGUGUGUCUCUCUCUCAAUAUACUGCUUGUUCCUCUACGAUGCUAGAAGAGAAACCUUCUGGGAAAAGCUCGACGACUAUAUUUACUAUAUAAGAUCCUUCGGGAACACCGUGGAGUUUUGCUUUGGGAUUUUCCUGUUCUUCAACGGAGCCUGGAUCCUCUUAUUUGAGAGCGGCAGCACGAUUCGAGCCGUAAUGAUGUGCAUCCACGCCUAUUUUAACAUUUGGUGCGACGCGAAGGCCGGAUGGUCAGUUUUCAUAAAACGACGCACGGCGGUGAAUAAAAUCGAGAGUUUACCGGAAGCGGAACCGGAACAACUGGAAAAACUAGACGACGUUUGCGCCAUCUGUUAUCAGGAAAUGCAAAGCGCCAAGAUAACGAAGUGCAAGCAUUUCUUCCACGGGGUGUGCCUGAGGAAGUGGUUGUAUGUGCAAGACAGGUGUCCGCUCUGUCACGAGAUUUUGCACUUAAUCGAUAACAGUGAGGAGAAAAAGGAGGAAGAGCAGCCCCAAGAUCCUCCGCCUGGGGAUGAACCUCCUCGAGAGGAACCUCCCGAUGGGGAGAGAGUGGACCAACACAACAGGUGAUAAGACUUAUUGUGAUUUGUAGGUUAAUCUUAAGAGGAAAUGGGGUUGUUUAGGAAGCAAAUUUACGAAUGGGAUGAUUUUGGUAUUGGCUUUGGAAAAAUCGCUUUAUUUUUUUUUAUUAGGGGAGUUACUUUUUGAUAACGGCUGGAGUGAGAGAUUUUACAUGACAAAUUCAAGGUCUAGGUUUGGUUUUUAAGUUAUUGUUGAAAGUGGGAUUGUGUUAUCAAAAAUUGUAUUUAGUCUAGACCUUUAAUUAGUUCCUUUAAACACUUUAAAUAAUUUGCAAUCUUCCAAAGUAUCUUGUUGACUUUUUUUUUGUUAUAGCGUUUUAAAAUUUUGUAAAAUUAGUCAACUAGUCCAAAACCAGUAAAAUGACUGGCGGGACAUCAUAGAAUUAGUACAUUGGUAUCAGAGAAAAACAGAUUAAAUCUAGUUAGAUAUCUUUUUAAAGGGUUCUUACAGGGUGUUUCCUAAUUAUAAAAAGAAAGUUUGCCACUGUCUUGAUAAGUGAAAAAAGCUUUUUUCAAGGCCCUUAUAUGAAAUUUUAGUGAUUUAGAGUGUUAGUCCUAGAUCGCGCCAUACUUUUCUUAGAAGAGUAUACAAUUGCCUUACUUAGAGAUUAUAGGGUCAAAUGUCCAAUCAUUGCUGGACGGUUAUAUUCGAACACAUUUUAAUUGUUCUGUCUUUAAUGGUUUUAGCAGACAAUGGAAACUCUUUAAUUCUUUUCGGAAUAUCUGCUUUGUUCUUAUAAUUCCGAAAUAGCUUCGGGUACUUUUAUAAAAUAAUUUUUCCUGUAUUCGUCAUUUUUCCCUUACCAAUCUCUUGACUAAUAACAAAAAGUUGCCAUAUUAAUAUCGCUGCAAGAUUGCAUCAACCUGGAGAAGCUGCUUUAGAUCGGCACUAUCUGGCUUCUGAUAUUCACCUUAUCGUUGUAGGACCUUUUUUGAGUAAAUUCUUGAAAGAAACCGUUUUUGCGUAUUCUGUGGCGUUAAAAGUCUCAAAAUCCUACUGACUGCACCAGAUACGUUUGGGCCGAGGGAUGCGACGUACUUCUAACCACUUGGUCAACAACUGGUAAAACAACUGUUUUUAUAACCCGUAGUUGACCAGUCUUUUUUCUGUGUUUCAUAUUAAUGAAAAAUAAAACUAAAAUAUUUUAAUUUCUAAACGUUACUGGGCAUAUUGAUACUAAAAAUCAAUAUGCUCCUAAUAAUAUCAAAAUUCUUUUUUUUAGCUGAGCAACGAAUAUUAAAUCAAAACCGCUUUUACUCUUGAUUAUAAGACACACCCUGCAUAGAUACAUUUUUUUGAAGGCAUUUAUUUUGAAUGCUUUUACUUUUUAUGUAAAAUUUAUUAGGAAACAAGCCUAGAUAUUAAAUUCUUAGCCCUAUAUUUAAAUAUUGCAUAAAUAUUUGUCAAACAAAUAAAUUACCUUGUACAGUUUACAAAAUAAGAGGCAAGUUAGCUAAAAGAUGCAGGCUAUUAGGGUUAUUUACUGGCUAGUGAUUUAACUAUUGUAAUAUCUUAUAGGGAAUUUGAAAAUCAUUUUUUAGCAUGUAUUUAUAGCUCUUCUCGGUAAACUGUUGUAAAUACUUUAUUUUUUCAAAGUCAAUACGUGGUAACAUAUUUUUCUGAUGGGGCUUAGGUUAGUCUCAAAAUAUUUAUUAUUGUAUACAUGUGCUUGGAAAUAUUAAAUCGAUGGAGGACAACUUACCAAUUUGGAUGUUCGUUAGCACUUAACUGCUAACAAAGAUAUAUUAUUGUAUUUGUAUAUAAGGAAAGUUUGUACAGAAAUGGCACCACAUUAGCUUAGAAAGACUUUAUUCCGACUUAAAUUUCUUAAAAAGAUUAAAUAACAUUCUCUUUAUAUAAACAUGAUUUUUUUUGUUAAUUAUUUAUUAACUGGCACUAUUUUAAAUAUAUUAUAUAAUUUGUAAUAAUUAAGAGACUAUUAUAAUUAAAUUAAUUAUUUAAAUUA
Molecule: messenger RNA, 4125 nt
Organism: Anthonomus grandis grandis
Lineage: Eukaryota; Metazoa; Arthropoda; Insecta; Coleoptera; Curculionidae
Gene: Trc8
Product: protein TRC8 homolog
Exons: 2
Coding region: 144-2147 (667 amino acids)
Biological process (GO): ERAD pathway
Cellular component (GO): endoplasmic reticulum; endomembrane system
Molecular function (GO): ubiquitin protein ligase activity
Source: RefSeq, a predicted model, not a curated record